CGCUUUCAUAACCCACAUAAAUCCUAUCAAACCAACACUUUGUUAUACACGUCCUAAUUAACCCAAUCGACGUCAUCAUCCCUUCCCACUCUAUAAAUCUCCCCACCCUUCCUUCUCUUUCGAAGUUUUGAUACUUUAUCAAACUUUUCCCAUGAAAAGCCCCCACGUCUCCCCCGAACCCCCUAAAUUUUUACCUGACGACCUCUCAAAUGCGUCGCAAAACUCCUCUUCUCGUUCCUCCAAGUUCGCUUGGCCCGGAAAAGUCCCUCAUUUCAUGAAACAAAAAAAGACUUCGACCUUAACACGAGAAAGCCUCCAAGUCUUGGCCGCUGUAGAAGACAAAAAGUAUUAUAGCAGCCCUUAUUACAAAGGGCUGCUAAAUACUGAAAAGGUCCCCGGUACAAGUACAAGUCCCGAAGCAGAGAAUAGCACUGCUACUGCUACCGCUACCGGUGUACCGCAUGAGAUCCAAAACUGGAACUUGUCUAGCCCUUAUUAUAAAGGGCUACUGUACACGGAAAAAGUUCCGGGUACAAGUACAAAUCCGGAAGUAGAGAAUAUUGCUUCAGGUGGAUCAACACAUGAUCUUCAGAGCUUGGACCCUUCAAGCCCUUAUUACAGAGGGCUCCUGUACCGGGCUACUAGCCCGGAUCGGGAGAGUCAAACGAGUUCAAGAACGAGUUUUUCGGUUAGGAUGUCGGAAUGGAGUGCAUCUUGUUUUUCUUUUAAGACAAAAGAUGAGAAAGAUCCGACAAUGAUAAAAGUUUACUCUACCGAAAAUUCGAAUGAGGAGUCCUUGAGGGAGAGAGUAUCAGAGCCGUCGUUAUCGCCACCUACACCAGCGGCUAUGGUGGUGCCACCAUCAUCGCCACCGUUGCUGCCGCCGGCCGCCAAAAAGAUGGUUGUGAAUGCAAAAGAUACGAGUGAGUUGAAGGAGGAGAAGUAUUUAUGGGCGGAUAGAUACCGGCCGGUAGCUCUCAAGGAUUUUAUUUGCAAUAAGGACAAAGCCAUUGAGUUGCAACAUACGAUAAAUGAAGAUGAGUGUCGCCACUUUAUAUUUGAAGGACAAGCGGGUGUUGGGAAAAGGACAAUGAUAUGGGCUUUGCUUCGCGAAGCAUAUGGACCCGAUAAAGUGCAGGCACGAGAUGAAUGCAAAACGUUUAACUUGAAGGGGGAAGACGUAAGCAGUAUUAUGGUGAAUGUGAAGGAAUCGUCUCAACAUGUAGAAAUAAACCUGUCUGAACUAAAAGGAUUUGAGAAGCAUGUCAUCGUUGAACUCAUCAAAGAGACAAAUAACUUAACCAACAAAACGGGGCUACGAUGCAGCAAUGAUAACUGUAGAGCCAUCAUUUUGCAUGAAGCAGACAAGCUGUCAACGGAUGCAUUGCUGUAUAUAAGAUGGGUUAUAGAGCGAUAUAGAGGAUGUCAUAAAAUCUUCUUUUGUUGUCAAGAUGCUUCAAAGCUUCAACCCCUUAAAAACAUUUGCAAAUUGGUCCAACUCCUUCCACCUUCUAAUAAAGAGAUUGUUCAAGUCCUGGAGUUCAUAGCAAAAAACGAAGAAAUAGAAUUGCCAAAUAAAUUGGCUGAAAGAAUAGCAGUUAGUUCCAAGAAUAACUUGCGACAAGCUAUUCGCUCCUUUGAAGCUACCUCACAAAAUAAUUCGCUUUUGGAGGAAGAUCAAGUAAUCUUGACUGGGUGGGAAGAUGAUAUUGCAAAUAUUGCCAAAAGUAUAGUAGAAAAGCAAAGCCCCAAACAGCUAUAUGACAUUCGUCGAAAACUUCAAAAUCUCAUAGAUCAUAGUGUGCCACCUGAGUUCAUCUUUGAAACUCUAGCAGUUGAACUGAAGAAGAAUGUUGAGGAGUCGAUGCAUAAGCAGAUUGAAAAGACAUAUAAGGAAUAUAGCGGAGCUGAUAAACAUAGACACGCAAAUGAUGAAAGGAAAAAGCUUAUCCAUCAAUUCAUGUGUAUCGAAGAAUUCAUAGCAAAAUUCAUGAGCUGCUACAAAAAUCAUCUGGCUAAGAAGGCAAUAGACAUGACUGAAAUAAAAGAAGAGACAACAUGAAUAUAAGAUACAACUGCAAUAAAAAAAAAACUAGAACACAACUUACAUGUUGUGCUAUAACUAAUAUACAGAAUAAAAUGGCAACUGAGAAUGCCACCAGAUCUACUGUUACUUGGUGAGCAAAAUCCUUGCAUAGCUGCAACUAAAUCACCUGUAUUUGCCAUACAAG
Lactuca sativa (garden lettuce) is the source of this 2231-nucleotide messenger RNA. RefSeq names its product replication factor C subunit 3. Gene Ontology annotation, molecular function: DNA binding; DNA clamp loader activity. Lineage: Eukaryota; Viridiplantae; Streptophyta; Magnoliopsida; Asterales; Asteraceae. The record is from RefSeq and is a predicted model, not a curated record. Gene Ontology annotation, biological process: DNA-templated DNA replication; DNA repair. Gene Ontology annotation, cellular component: nucleus; DNA replication factor C complex.